CCCCCGCCGCCCGCUCCGGAGGCGGGGCGGGAGGCCACGUGACCCAUUGCUAUGGCACCCGCGGUAACAAUCUGGCCGGGCCCCGCCCCUGCACCGCGACCUCCCCACCGACACCCCACGACCUCCACGCCUCCCGCUUCUCCCGGGCCCAGGCACCCACGGAGGCACUCCGGCUUCGGGGCGUUCGGAGUGAGGCCGCGGUAGACGAGCACAGGCUAACGCGCCAGGCCCCGGCUGCGGAAGAGCUGGGAUGACCAUGAACGAGGCGAAGGAGGCGCUGCGGAGCAUCGAGCAGAAGUACAAGCUGUUCCAGCAGCAGCAGUUCACCUUCGUGGGGGCGCUGGAGCACUGCCGGGAGAAUGCCCACGACAAGAUCCGGCCCAUCGCCAGCAUCGAGCAGGUGCAGAGCUACAUGGAGCACUACUGCACCAACUCCACAGACCACCGCAUCCUGCUCAUGUUCCUGGACAUCUGCACGGAGCUGAGCAGGCUCUGCCAGCGUUUCGAGACCCUGCAUGCAGGCACCCCGAUCACCAACAACUUCCUGGACAAAUGCAAGACCUUAGUGAGCCAAAGCAACGACCUGAGCAGCCUGAGAGCAAACAGGUACCCCCACGACGUGGUGAACCACCUGAGCUGCGACGAGGCCAGGAACCACUACGGGGGCGUGGUCAGCCUCAUCCCCAUCAUCCUGGACCUGAUGAAAGAAUGGAUCGCCCACUCGGAGAAGCUGCCCCGCAAAGCGCUGCAGCACGUGAGUGGGCCUGCCACGCCGGGGGCCCCCGCGCUGGGGCCCCCCACGCCGGGACCCCCCGCGCCGGGACCCCCCGCGCCGGGACCCCCAGCGGCCCCCGUGCCUUCUGCCGAGGCCACAGGCACCCGGGACCGCGGUACAGAACAGCCCUGCAGGCAACUUACAAAAGGCAGCCUCAAGCCCAGGGGGGCAGACCAGGGGUGCUCAAAACCCCCCUGGAGACCCCCUGGGGGGAAACUGUAACCCAGAGCCAGUGACUCCACCCAGCCCGCCCCGCCCCGCCGAGGGGUGCUGUCACUAAACUCAGUGUCUAGUGGUCGCCCCAUUUUCACUGGCACUCACUGUCUCCGACACUCAUUAACCCCAAGGGGGUUGCCCAAUAUAUAGGGUGUCCCCUAAAAAUGUAUACACACUUU
This is a messenger RNA of Pipistrellus kuhlii (Kuhl's pipistrelle), 1170 nucleotides long. RefSeq names its product sperm acrosome associated 9 (gene SPACA9). The transcript has 4 exons. The coding region runs from base 251 to 997 and encodes 248 amino acids. NCBI's taxonomy places the organism in Eukaryota, Metazoa, Chordata, Mammalia, Chiroptera, Vespertilionidae. The record is from RefSeq and is a predicted model, not a curated record. Gene Ontology annotation, cellular component: ciliary base; sperm flagellum; acrosomal vesicle.